Triticum urartu is the source of this 2219-nucleotide messenger RNA. Lineage: Eukaryota; Viridiplantae; Streptophyta; Magnoliopsida; Poales; Poaceae. The record is from RefSeq and is a predicted model, not a curated record.
UUCCUGUCAGAUCUACUGGCAUCUUAUGCUUCUUCUCUGAUCUACUCCCUCCGCUAGCUAGAUACAUCCGUAUCUAGACAAAUCUAAAACAAGUAAUUCGGAACGGAGGGAGUAAAUAGUUCGUAGCCGAUUUCAGUCCUGUUAAGUACUCUGAUUCUAUCGAUUGGGUGGUUUAGCUACCCUUACUGGAAAAUUUCCGCAUCUGUUGACAAGAUCGUGGUUAGAAGAUCAUUCUACUUACCAUUUUCCUUGGAUCAAGCCCGGGUGUUCUAUUCUCCUGCUUCCAGUGAAUAUUGGACCUUUCUGGUUCAACGAGCAUCCCCAAGGAUUGGUCCUUCUUUUGCGUUUGUGUGUGUGGUCGGGGGAUCCGCGGGCUUAGUUCAUCCGACGAAGAUUCUGGACGAGAAAAAACUGUUCUUGUCCUUGGUUGUCUCCAUCCAUUUCUUUUAUUAAAGGCCAUGAAGGGGUUUCCAUCCACUUUGCUGUAUCGACUACUUUGCAGAUCACUUUGAACACCUAAAAUCUUAAUUCCCUGUUCCUCCUAUUUAGGUUGAUUUUGUGGGGAUUGCCACAAGAGGAAAACGAAGCCCUUGUCCGUAGGAUACUGUGGUGUGUAAUUGCAAAUGGAUCGCCAUUCAACUACUACACAAAGCGACCUGGAGCGCAUGCUAUGUGAUGAAAAGGUAGAACCGAAGGCCCUUCCAUUAUCGCUGCUGGAGGAUAUCACCAACCGAUUUUCUGAGGAGCGGGAAAUUGGCAGAGGUGGGUUUGCAGUGGUCUAUAAGGGAGUGCUUAAGAAUGGUGCGGCAAUUGCUGUGAAGAGACUAUCUAAGACAUAUAUGUGCGAGAAAGAAUUCCACCGAGAGGUUGAAUGUCUGAUAAAGGUGAAUCACAAAAAUGUGGUACGGUUUAUUGGAUAUGGUGUCGACUCACAAGGGAGAGCAGAAAGCUACAAUGGAAAAUUUGUCAUGGCAGAUGUACUACAAAGAUUGCUCUGCUUUGAGUACCUACCUCAUGGAACUCUUGAUAAAUAUAUCACUGAUGCAUCUACUGGACUUGACUGGAGAAAGCGCUACAAAAUAAUCAAUGGGGUUUGCGAGGGUUUACACUACCUGCACCAAAAUCGAAUUCUUCACUUGGAUCUUAAACCUCAAAACAUUUUGUUGGAUGAUAAUAUGUUACCAAAAAUUGCUGAUUUUGGUCUAGCAAGGUGCUUUGAUGAAAAGCAAAGUCGUGCUUUCACAACAAAAAUAUGGGGAACAAUGGGAUAUUUGGCACCAGAAUCCGGCAGCCGUGAAGUCACAUACCGGUUUGACUUAUACAGUCUUGGUGUUAUAAUCAUAGAGAUACUAACCGGAAAGAGGGGGUAUGAAGCUGUUGAGGAUAUACUUCAAAGUUGGAGCAACAGAUUGGAUGAAUCACAAAGAGACAUACAACUGGAGCAAGUACGGGUAUGUUCUGAGAUAGGGAUAGAGUGUAUUGAGUCCAACCCAGCGAAAAGACCGGUUAGUGUGCAACAUAUAAUCGCUCGGCUCCAUGAAACAAGAAGUGUGGACGGUUCUAUCGAAGAUGCCAUGACAAGAUCAUCAAGACCUCAAGUGGAAGCUGAUUCCGAUGAUCCGCAUCGUGGUGCACUUAAGGAAAGCUCUGAGAUAAGCCCCGUCUCUAAGUUGGUGGAUGAGGUGAUGUCGGUGGCUGCUUCUGCAACACCAUCCGACCAACUGUGACAAAUUAGCCCACCCAGAGGACUAGGAGAGACGAACACUGAGCAGCAUUUAUCAUUCACCGGGCCAUCAAGUUUCUUGUUGGAUCGAGCUAUGCCAGGUGGACGCACCAGGCCGGAUGAGCUGCGGCUUGGGUCCAGCAUGGUGAAGCAUUUCACACUGGACACCCUACGCGCGCCGACGGAGGGGUUCGACGACGACCGUCGGGUCGGUGUACCGCGGCACGCUCCGUGACGGGCGCGAGGUGGCGAUAAAACGGGCAAAGUCAUGGAACCGUGACAUCGAGAUGGCCUUCAACUCGGAGUGUAACCGUGAUAUCAAAUGGAACCGUGAUAUCAAAUGGACUAUCACAUAUGGAUAUAUGUAGACGUAUUUUAGGGAGUAGAUUCACUCAUUUUGCUCCGUAUGUAGUUACUUUUUAAAAUAUCUAGAAAGACAGUAUUUAGGAACAGGAACAGAGGGAGUAAUAUAUAGUAGAGUGAAUUCCAAUUUUUA